UCUCACCAGGAGUCGCGAGACAGAUUCAGGCAUCUCACAAACGAGGACUCCCUCAACUCAGGCACAAUGGUGAAAGUUGGUAUCAAUGGAUUUGGCCGCAUUGGUCGUCUGGUGACCAGAGCUGCUUUCCACUCCAAGAAGGUGGAGGUUGUGGCCAUCAAUGACCCCUUCAUUGACCUGGAGUACAUGGUCUACAUGUUCAAGUAUGACUCCACCCACGGCCGCUUCCACGGUGAGGUCAAGAUUGAGGGUGACAAGCUGGUCAUCGAUGGACACAAGAUCACCGUGUUCCAUGAGAGGGACCCUACCAACAUCAAAUGGGGGGAUGCUGGUGCCCAGUACGUAGUUGAGUCCACGGGUGUUUUUACCACCAUCGAGAAGGCCUCUGCUCACCUGAAGGGCGGCGCCAAGAGAGUCAUCAUCUCCGCCCCCAGCGCUGAUGCGCCCAUGUUCGUCAUGGGGGUCAACCACGAGAAGUACGACAACUCCCUCAAGGUCGUCAGCAACGCUUCCUGCACAACAAACUGCCUGGCCCCCCUGGCCAAGGUCAUCCAUGACAACUUUGGCAUUAUUGAGGGCUUGAUGAGCACUGUUCACGCCAUCACCGCCACCCAGAAGACUGUGGACGGACCCUCAGGCAAGCUGUGGAGGGACGGCCGCGGUGCCAGCCAGAACAUCAUCCCCGCUUCGACCGGCGCCGCCAAAGCUGUUGGCAAGGUCAUCCCCGAGCUCAACGGCAAGCUGACCGGCAUGGCCUUCCGUGUCCCCACUCCCAACGUGUCUGUGGUCGACCUGACCGUGCGUCUGGAGAAACCAGCUAAAUACGAUGACAUCAAGAAGGUGGUGAAGGCUGCCUCUGAAGGACCCAUGAAGGGCAUUCUGGGAUACACGGAGCACCAGGUGGUGUCCACAGACUUCAAUGGUGACAACCACUCCUCCAUCUUUGAUGCUGGUGCUGGCAUCGCCCUCAACGACCACUUUGUCAAGCUGGUCUCAUGGUACGACAAUGAGUUCGGCUACAGCAACCGUGUGUGCGACCUGAUGGCCCACAUGGCCGCCAAGGAGUAAACCGCCACCACUGCACUUUGCCACAUUCUCCACGUCGGAGUUCCACCUGUACGAUGACGUUUUGUCGUGUGCAGGUGGAAGUCUGCCUUGUUUACCAAACCCCGCUGCCUGGGGAGAGACCCCCCCCCCCCACCCCCCACCCACACACACACACACACACACACACACACACCUCUCCAAAGAUUGCAAAAUAUUUAAAUUAGUGACCAAUUCUUGUCUGAAGUUCUUUUCUGCUCUUGUGAGGAGUUCAGGUGUUGAGUGUCUGGUCCUGCACUGCUGCAGUCAGCGGAGAAAUUAAAGUCCUCUUUGUGAGA
Dunckerocampus dactyliophorus (ringed pipefish) is the source of this 1382-nucleotide messenger RNA. It is a transcript of the gene gapdh, whose product is annotated as glyceraldehyde-3-phosphate dehydrogenase. Gene Ontology annotation, molecular function: oxidoreductase activity, acting on the aldehyde or oxo group of donors, NAD or NADP as acceptor; NADP binding; NAD binding. The transcript has 12 exons. Bases 67 to 1068 code for a protein of 333 amino acids. The record is from RefSeq and is a predicted model, not a curated record. Gene Ontology annotation, biological process: glucose metabolic process. Lineage: Eukaryota; Metazoa; Chordata; Actinopteri; Syngnathiformes; Syngnathidae.